AUGGUCGCUCCUCCGCAGAUCGCGCCGGCACGGCUGAUCGCUUCCACCCUCGUUUUCGCCGCCUCUUGCCUCUCGUUCGCGCAGGCAGCUUGCGAGUGCGGAUAUCGCGACCCACUCACAAACGCCCUCUGGACCGAUCGCUCCAUCACCUAUUUCAACGAGACCGGUCUCAACGAUGUCGUCACCCAGCCGCAACGAUCGCCGCGCAUCUACGGUGGAGCUACGCCAGGCGAGACCGGCGAUGGCCAGCAAUCGUGGUCGCUCGUAGGUAAUCUCAUCAACAAAUGGGAAAACAGCUUUGGCGCAACCUACCGCAGCGCUGUCAGCUACAACAACACCUUUGUCAACGACAAUGCCUUGGCGCUUCAGGUCUCGCCUGCAGAGCCCGUGCAUCGCAUCGUCAACGGCUCCCAGAUCGUCACUCGCAGACGCGACAUCCUCUACGGCUCCUUCCGUGCACAGAUCGAGCCCGCCGUCUCCCUCGGCGCCGGUGCCGCCUUCAAAUUUAGCGCCGCCUACAACGAUUCCGAGACGGUCGACAUCGGAUUCUUCACCUCGGAUGAUCCUCGCAACUCCACACUUCAGUGGUCCUGGUCCGCUUACGGACAUGGCGACCAACCUGUCAAGCUCAACAUCUCUUCUCUGGGCUCCACCGACUACCUAGAGCAUCGCUUCGACUGGCAGCCCGAGCUGCUUCAGUGGCGCAACGCCGCCACCAACGAGAGCGCCAAUUUUCACUCGGUCGAAAAGGGCGUCAACGCAUCGCAUCUGCCCAUGACACCCGUUCCUAUCAGCUUCCAAGCUUGGUCCAACGGUGAAGACUCGCAAUCCCAGGGGCCACCACUCCGCCAGCCUCUGCUAACCCACGUCCGCUACACGCGCUUCUUCUUCAACUCGAGUCUCGAAGUGCGCAAGUCGCAGUUCGACUCGCAAUGCUUGGCCGCGAGUGCAAACGUCGAUGCCAUCUGCAGCACCGACGACUUUGCCCUCCGCGACAGUACGCCUUUCGAUCUGACCGCGUUGAACAAGAUCAAACCAGCCAAAUCGUCCUUCAAACCUCCCAUGUACGGCGUCAUUGCCAUCUCGGUUGCUGCGGGCAUCUUCAUCAUGACCAUCGCGCACGGUCUCGUCGUGCGAUCCGUCAAGUCCAACGACAAGAAGCGUGCCGCCGCCAUCGCUGCUCAGGAAAAAGAUCACAACUCUGUAUCGCCUUCUUCCAGCGGAACCCACGUCGACGGCUUCGUGGCGCCGCCCUUCAUCGCGUCGCUCGCUUCCAAAGGCUCCGAGCUAAGCGGCAGUACCCCGCCACUUACUCCUCUGGAGAACGACAGCAUCGACGAUAAGGCUCACUUAUUUGGCAACACCACGGUGGCUACUUCAGGCACCAUGAGCCCCACCCUCGCUACAGCUACCAAGCCGGUGGAGCUCUGGACCGCUACCGACCUCGUCUAUGGUUCUGACAGCGAUUCCGAUGACGGAGGUGACUCGGAUGACGACAGUUCCGAUGCGCGCUCCUACAAUAGUCACCUCGACUUUGGAGAGAAGCGGCCUGCUGUGUUGCCCCGCUACGCCAAUGGCUCGACCGCCAGCUUGAGGCGACCAUCCAAUCCUCUGCUCGGACACGAAUCGCCAGCUUAUGGCGGCAGCGGCUCUGAGACUCCCAGAUGGUUCGAGGACAUGAAUCGAACGCAAGCGCUGCCGUACAUCGCCCCUGGCUUUGUCGGCGAAACUUCCUCUUCGGCCUACUCGCACAGCUUGUCGGGUCACAAAGAGUCUACCAGCGAAGCUACCAGCCUCAAAGGCGACUACGACGAGGUCGAAUUGACUGAUGAUCCUGGCUUGACACACAGCCGUCGACCCAGCUCCUCUCACCUCGGCAUUCCAUCUGCUGCAUCGAUUCAUGGCCAAUCAGAGCACUUGACACACGACCAGCUGCUUGCGAUGCGACCACGAAAUGGCUCUUUCUCGACCAUGCUCAGCAUGGGAGCUCCUUCGUCCAUGUUCCACUUCCAACACGAAGGUACCUCCCGACCCGGCUCCGUGUUUGAGAGCUACGGUUCCGAAACCCACGAAGCUUUCCAGCGGCCACAGAUCAUCCAGUGGCAGCAGCGAGACCUCAACGGUGCUGACGGUGAGGUUGGCGCUCUCGCCAAGCCCGAACUCGGUGAUGCCGACGGACGCAAAGCACGAGACGGCACCGGUGCGGGUGUCAAGCCACCCGAGACAUUCUGGCAAGCCGUGUUGCGCCGCACCAACAAUCUGCUCUUCAUCAAAGGCACAACGCAGGUCACCUCGACCGGAGCUCGCAGGAUCGACUACCUGGAUGGCAUGCGAGGGUUCGCGUGCUUCUUGGUCUCGUUCCACCACUUUAUGCUGAUCUACUACUUCGGUAUCACCACGCCUGCAGCGCCUCACCACUACCCCAAGUUCGAGUUCUGGUUCCGCUCGCUCAUCGGGCCGAUCGUGGUCAAUCAGGGUCUCAAGUUGGGUAUCUUUUUCAUGCUGCCAUCGCGAACCAUGACCAACCGAUACUUGCUCAAGGGCGGGCUGCAGAGCAUGGCUGAUGCGUCGGUGCGACGUAUUCCUCGUCUGGCGUUGCCCGUGCUCGGCGCUGUUCUGGCUAACUACUUCCUGAUGGAUGUAGGAGCGUUCAAGUGGGUACCGCGUCUGGCAUCGAGGACGUGGUCGACAUGGUCGUACUGGGGCAACUUUGACAACGUCAUGGUGUUUUUGGAUGCCUUCAUUUCGCUCUGGUGGUCCGCUCCUCCGGUACAGCCCGCUUUGGUGACGGGGUACGCGACCGGUGUGCUGUGGACGAUCCCUGUGAUUGUGCAGGGCACGUGGACGUGCAUGAUCUGUGCACUGGUGGCGCACGAGAUCAAGAACGCGUACAAGCGCUUCACCUUCUACGGUCUCUGCAUCGGGCUCAGCUGGUAUGCUCAGACGUGGGACCUCUUCUUCAUGGCCGGCCUCGUUGUAGCUGACUUGGACAGCAAGCUCAACUACCAGGCCAAAGCUGCUAAGGGUAUUCCUCUGGUUCCCGGCUUUGUCCGUCGCGGUUUGCGCCUGCCAGAGUCGGUCGACAAGCUUCGUGUUCACGGCCAGGUGCUUGCCUGGGCGCUCUUCCUAGCAGCAUGGGCUCAGCAGUACCUCUCCCAGAUCCCGGGUGCUCCCGGAAACGGCUUCGACAAUUUGGAGCACCGAAUCCACCCAGACUGGAUUGCGGAAGAGCCUCACGCCUGGACCGACGACCCGGGAAUCAGCUACACCGACCCGCGUGUAGCCUCGUGGGUCCUCUCGUUCAGCUUCUUCCUCCUCACCGAUCUGUCGGAUCUGCUUCGUGCUUUCUUCCGAUUGCGUGUCUGGUCGUACAUCGGAAGACAUGCGUUCGCCGUAUUCUUGAUGCACGGUGUCGUGUUCUGGACUUGGUCGGCGUGGCUCUGUUUGGCGUUGCUGACCGCAGGCGUGCCUUACUGGGCGACGAUCUUGGUGGUGUUCGUGACAUCGUAUGCGCUGCUGAUGGUGGUGGCAGAAUGUUUCACCGCUACCUUUGAUUCUUGGGGUGGACUGUUCUCCAAGGCUGUCUGGAGAGCUACCUCUGGCGGUCUCGGAAGGAAGGUCUAG
This is a messenger RNA of Pseudozyma hubeiensis SY62, 3624 nucleotides long. RefSeq lists its product as hypothetical. The transcript has a single exon. Gene Ontology annotation, molecular function: hydrolase activity, hydrolyzing O-glycosyl compounds; acyltransferase activity, transferring groups other than amino-acyl groups. The coding region runs from base 1 to 3624 and encodes 1207 amino acids. NCBI's taxonomy places the organism in Eukaryota, Fungi, Basidiomycota, Ustilaginomycetes, Ustilaginales, Ustilaginaceae. The record is from RefSeq and is a predicted model, not a curated record. Gene Ontology annotation, biological process: carbohydrate metabolic process.